CUCGGCAACAGAUGGCAUCGUAUCUCUGGCGUGUGUCAUCGUGUCUGUGGGCGUCUGUAAGUGCUAGCAGUUCGAGAACCAGCCGCAAACAAUGAGCAACGCAGCAGCAGAUGCCGGCGGCGAAACACGCCGCCCGAAAGUGGUCGUUACUAAUGGCGAAGUUCCUAAGGAGGCCAUCCAGCUGCUGAAAGAGACGUGCGACGUGGUGGAGUGCAGCGAGCUGCCGUUGCCGACGCGCGCCGACAUCCUGCGGCGGCUGCCGGGCGCCGACGCCGUCAUGUGGGUGGCGAAGGCGCGCCUGGACGAGGAGAUGCUGCGCGCGGCCGGGCCUCAGCUGCGCGUCGUCUCCACCAUGUCGGCGGGCUACGACCACGUGGACGUGGCGGCGGCGCGCGCGCGCGGCGUGGCCCUGGGCCACACGCCCGGCGUGCUGGCCGGCGCCGUGGCCGAGAUCUUCGGCGCCGGUCUCGACGUCACCACCCCGGAGCCUCUGCCUCCCGACCACGAGCUGUUUGAGCUCGACAACUGCAUAAUAACUCCACAUAUUGGCAGUGCCACAUAUGGUACCCGAACAAAGAUGGCACUUCUUGCUGCGCGUAAUAUUCUUGCUGGUUUAAAUGGAGAGAAACUGCCAGCUGCUAUUCCAUAACUUAUUCACCACUCUCACAGAUUAACAACGAUCACUGUACGCAAACAAUUUUACUAACUUUAAUAUUUCGUACAAAACCAUGAAUCAAGAAAAUAAUUCCCUUAAUUCGAUCCCAUGAUAUUUCUCUUCACAUAAUAUACUUAUAAAUAAAUGAAAAAGAUAUGGAACUAGUAGCAUUACAAUAUAAUGCAUUCUCAUUAUUUGUAAUGGAAACAUGAAAUUACAAAAAAAAUUUAAGGCUUUCGUACCAAUCAUAUUUCAGAAAAUGCUUCAAGAGUUUUGGUUCAAUAGAAAUUGUCCUUAUAAAGGAGUGGUCCAUUCCAAUAUACCCAAAGACAUUAUCCCUUCAAUUAGGUCCAAAGAAAAAUGUCCACCAAGUUAUCCUAUGAUUUACAAAUUACACAGUUUAAUCAAGCCCAAACAGUCAAAAUGGCCAAUGUUUAUCUGAUACAAGGGCCUAACAUUACAGGCCCUUGCAUGUUAUCCUUUUUUCUUCAGUUUUUCCUUCUAUGAACUAAGAGUGACUUUUGUUUGGUUAUUAUUUUUUAAAUAAUCACAUAAUUCGAACAUAAAUAUUUAAA
Gryllus bimaculatus (two-spotted cricket) is the source of this 1230-nucleotide messenger RNA. NCBI's taxonomy places the organism in Eukaryota, Metazoa, Arthropoda, Insecta, Orthoptera, Gryllidae. The record is from the annotation of a GenBank genome assembly.